UCGAAAGUGAUUGAGAGAGCCCGUAAGAGAGUUGCGGACAAAGUAUCGGGUCCAGUGUACGCAGGGCCAGGCCCGGGGGAAUUGUCGAUCAACAAUUGUGCAGUAAGGCUUCAGCAAAAAGUCAUGAGUGUUCUUCGUACUCUCGAUUCUGGAGUGAUCGCGCUUGAACCGGACGUAUUUCUAAACGGGUAUUGGGCAACACAACCAGACGUUCACACCGGUCGGCGCAGGGAGUUGCUUACCGAUCUACUACACGAACACCUGUUGACGCACAACCAAAUCACUUCGGCUGACACCGUACAAGUGUAUCGCAUAACAGGAGAAGUAGUAGACACCCCACGCGACAGUGUAACGGCUACCCACUGGCUGCGUCUCAUUGUGCGUGAACAUGCCUUGACGGGGGGUGCGGUUGAGUACGCUAAUGCCGCGUUGCAGGCUAUGAUGCUCGGUACGCCCGAAUCCAUGCCCACCGCCGCAGCCCGCGUUUUAGCAGCCUUUCGCGCCACAUUGGUAGAUCCUGACCGGCCCCACAUCACUGAACAGCGGUUUUUCUGGCGGUAUAUCUCGGCAGUGCAGAUGAUAGCCUUGUUCGAACGCGUCACCGAGGUACUCUUGCCGAAUCCGGUUGACAGAGCCGGGGUCAACGGGCUGCUACAUGAACGCAUACAUUCUGUCAGCACCACCCUACAGAAGUUGCGUCAAGAGUCGCACCACCCCAUGGGGGACCACAUGAGCCACCGUGGCAAGGUAGCUGAGAGCCUGUUCCGCGAGUUUGUAGCCGUUUUGAGCGCGCGUUCGAAGCCAUACAUGACCCCGACGACGCCCCGCAAACCGACCCGCGCGGGCGGGCAGGAUCGCCUCUGUGCGGCUAACCCUACGCCUCGCCACCUGUCGAUGCCCGAAUAUCGACAGCUGUUCACCGCAGAUGGCUUGGCGUCGUACAACUCGAGUAUACCACUCACCGUGUCGGGAGGCAGCGCGCCCCUCCGGCCGCCGCCUCCCACUUGGCUAAACUCUGUUGCCGCCGUAGCGCCGCCCGUUGCUGCCCCAGAGUCCCCUUCGUCGGUUGCCGUGGCAGCGUUCCAGAACCACAAGGCCAGCACGCCCGGCCAGCACGGUGUUCCUUUCACCGCCAAAGCACCGUCAUCGACGGCCGCACCAGCGACAACGCCACCAACGGCCGCCACCACGGCCACCGCUGUGACACACCCGCCGGUGACUGCGCCCCGGUCCGUGAUCCUCGACCACCUCAUGGAACAUGGGAUCUGCUACGCCCACGUGUUCUCGGCGUGCCGUCGACAAGGCCGUUUCAGAUGGCGACACGACCUACUGCCAUCGUCAUUCUACAAGGACGUACCACGCCCGGCGAGCCGUGCGGCUACUCACACGCGCCGCGUCGUAGCCGCGCUGACGCCCGCCCAUUACGACACGGCCGUCGCCAUGGGACUCGAGCUUCACGUGUCGGGCGAGCAUCAGGUGGCGAUGAUGGCAGGGGACAUCCCGCUGGGACCUCGGAGUGACGCCGAGAUGUGAAACGAGGACCCGGGUCUCGCCAACCCGGGGCACCUUGGGUCCGCGAAGGCGGAGCACUGCACCGGCGAUCAGUUGUGGAUACGUGGUGAGAUCGGACGAGUUGGGCGUAGACG
Ectocarpus sp. CCAP 1310/34 is the source of this 1646-nucleotide messenger RNA. NCBI's taxonomy places the organism in Eukaryota, Phaeophyceae, Ectocarpales, Ectocarpaceae. The record is from the annotation of a GenBank genome assembly.